GAAAACUUCUUUCAUGCGCUAUUGCAUCGCAGCACUUAAAAAUAAAACUGUUUAAAAAUAUUAUAAAUCUCACUAUUCGAAAGCAGGAAAUAAAGAAAACAUGCUUGAUUAUUGACCCGCACUACUAUCCAAUUCUCGGAGCAGAAAUAGUGAAAGCUCAUAGCGGACGUUUCUGGAACUAAAAAGUCCCCACACCAUGUAAAUCGGCCUGUCGGCAGUGCCUGCAGAAUGGCAACCCGUCAUUACACUUCAAGCUUUCGUUUUCAAGAUUGAUUGAAAGUGCCGGUCGAGUGUCGCGCACCUGACCGCACAUAUCGGUGUACAACACAUAAAACGCUAAUAUGUGAAAAUUGAAUCGCACAAAUUCUCAGCAAAAAUGUUUGCAAGGCGACUCACCUGCGUGAUAAAUAAAAAGUUGUGCGAGCGUACGCUCCUCCGGAAUAACUGGCUAGCACAAACGAUACGCGUGUACGGAAUAGACCAUGAGAAGGUCAUGUACAAGUGGAGAGAAAAGGAAGCAGAACUGCAUCGGACCAUGCUCGGGGACGAUCCAAACGUUUCCAAGAAGAUUGUAUGGCAUCCCACAUCUGCACCUAAGGAAGGCGAUUUUUCAAUUGGCAACAUCGUGAACUGGUACGCGCAGCAUAAGAUUGACGCCGCCAAGCAUGAUCAGCGAUUCAUCCCGGAGAGACACGAGAUUUUGGGUCCGGAUCUGGCCGCUGCACUCUUCAUCGUCUGCCGUGGCGGUCGUGUAAGAUUCAGGGGCAGUGAUGAUUGGGUCGAGCAGAAUGAGAAGCACUCGAGCAAUUUGCCCACCAAGUUUGACCCACAAUACAUCCUCGAAGCGGUGGACGCCAACGGAAUGGACAUUUAUUACGAAGGUCUGAGCAAUCUGUGCAACCUUAUGAAGCUAAAGUGGCUCAGUCUCAAAAACUGCAAGAACAUCGAUGACUGGGGCAUAGACAAGAUCUCGGCAGAAUUUCCGCAGCUCGAGCACCUGGACAUUUCCGGCUGCGAGAACGUCACCGAGCGAGGACUAGAGUCGCUGUACAGAAUGCCAACGUUGAAGAAGCUUAUAGUGACAAAUUACUACAACGCCGCAGCGUUCGAGCUGACGUGCAUGAUGCUGGAGGAUUGUAUGCCAGGAUUGACUUGUGAGAUUCAUGUGCCUGAAGAGAAAUUGGAAGAAUGAUCCUAUUAGAACAUUGGAAUGAAUAAAAUAGUACUAUGCUGUGACACAACUUACAGUUUUGAACACUAGAAUAUUUACUUAAAGUUUUAAAAUUUCAUCCACCUGUCUUAUCUACACAUUGAACAUUUGCAGAAUAUAAAAAUGUUCUUUAUGUAUAAUCAUGUAUGUAUGCAUACAAUCACAUGUACAUACCAUUAUACAUAGUUGCCUCGCAAUACUUUACUUUUUACUUAUGCAAUCUCAAUCAUCGAGAUAGGCUUACUGUGUGAAUAUGUGAAUACUAAUAAAUAUUAAUUGUAAUAGGAAAUAAUAUAUAAAAACUGGUACAAAGUUGCCGUUAACGCUUAA
This is a messenger RNA of Ooceraea biroi (clonal raider ant), 1540 nucleotides long. RefSeq names its product distal membrane-arm assembly complex protein 2. The record is from RefSeq and is a predicted model, not a curated record. NCBI's taxonomy places the organism in Eukaryota, Metazoa, Arthropoda, Insecta, Hymenoptera, Formicidae.